Molecule: messenger RNA, 4021 nt
Organism: Globicephala melas (long-finned pilot whale)
Lineage: Eukaryota; Metazoa; Chordata; Mammalia; Artiodactyla; Delphinidae
Gene: PRDX4
Product: peroxiredoxin 4
Biological process (GO): hydrogen peroxide catabolic process; cell redox homeostasis; response to oxidative stress
Cellular component (GO): endoplasmic reticulum; cytosol
Molecular function (GO): thioredoxin peroxidase activity
Source: RefSeq, a predicted model, not a curated record
CACGGGGAGCGGGGAGGGGCCGGGGGAGUGAGGAGGCGGGGCAGCUUUCUCUCGGCCGCGCUUCGGCUCUCGCGGGCGUCCGGCGCGGGAUUGUAACUGCCUGGCGGCGGGAGAAGUAGCUCUCGAGCCAAGGGACGUGCGACUACCCACGCGUGGUCAUGGAGGCGCGGCGGCCGCCGCUACGCGCGACGACUUCGGCCCCUGGCCGGAGCCGAAAGCUACUGCUGCUGCCGCUGCUGCUGUUCCUGCUGCCGGCCAAAGCUCUGCGGGGCUUGGAGGUGGAGGAGAGGCCCCGAACCCGCGAAGAGGAGUGCCACUUCUACGCGGGUGGACAAGUGUACCCGGGGGAGGCGUCCCGGGUUUCGGUCGCCGACCACUCCCUGCACCUCAGCAAAGCCAAGAUUUCCAAGCCAGCACCUUAUUGGGAAGGAACAGCUGUGAUAAAUGGAGAAUUUAAGGAGCUGAAGUUAACUGAUUAUCGUGGGAAAUACCUGGUUUUUUUCUUCUACCCUCUUGAUUUCACUUUUGUGUGUCCAACUGAAAUCAUCGCCUUUGGUGAUAGAAUUGAGGAAUUCAGAUCGAUAAACACUGAAGUGGUAGCAUGCUCUGUUGAUUCACAGUUUACCCAUUUGGCCUGGAUUAAUACCCCUCGAAGACAAGGAGGACUUGGGCUGAUAAGCAUUCCACUUCUUUCAGAUUUGAACCAUCAGAUCUCAAAGGACUAUGGCGUAUAUCUGGAAGACUCGGGCCACACUCUUAGAGGUCUCUUCAUUAUUGAUGACAAAGGAAUCCUAAGACAGAUUACUCUGAAUGACCUUCCUGUGGGUAGAUCUGUGGAUGAGACACUGCGUUUGGUUCAAGCAUUCCAGUACACCGACAAACAUGGAGAAGUCUGCCCUGCAGGAUGGAAACCUGGUAGUGAAACAGUAAGUCAAAUUGAUUUUUCUGUUAAGAGGAUGGCUGGGGCAAAAAAAAAAACAAAAACAAAAAAGCCAACCCUAGGAUAAUCUUUCCUUGUAAAAGAACUCCCUUGAUUUUGUAAAUGAAGUAAACAUUGCUAGGCAGAACUCAUAAGACUACAGACAUUCUUUGGACUGUACGGAGAGUAGCUGCAACUGGGAAAGCAGAAUAUGGGGCCUGACGCUGUGAAUUUUAAAGCCAAGUAUACAGAGAAAGAUACCAUUAAAAAAGGGGAGGGGGACAGUGGAGACGUGGUAGAAUCAAUUCAGGGCAAAGAAGACAGGCACAAGCAAAACCUUCAGUGUAUAUUAAAAGCUUUUAAGAAAAUCUGGCUUAAUGGGGGCAGACACCAAAAACAACGGGAACUACGAACCUGCAGCCUGCGAAGAGGAGACCCGAAACACAUUAAGUUAAGCAAAAUGAGAAGACAAAGAAACACACAGCAGAUGAAGGAGCAAGGUAAAAACCCACCAGACCAAACAAAUGAAGAGGAAAUAGGCAGUCUACCUGAGAAAGAAUUCAGAGUAAUGAUAGUAAAGAUGAUCCAAAAUCUUGGAAAUCGAAUGGAGAAAAUACAAGAAACGUUUAACAAGGACCUAGAAGAACUAAAGAGCAAACAAACAAUGAUGAAGCAACACAAUAAAUGAAAUUAAAAAUUCUCUAGAAGGGAUCAAUAACAGAAUAAAUGAGGCAGGAGAACAGAUAAGUGACCUGGAAGAUAAAAGCGUGGAAAUAACUGCUGCAGAGAAGAAGAAAGAAUGAAAAGAACUGAGGACAGUCUCAGAGACUUCUGGGACAACAUUAAACACAUCAACAUUUGAAUUAUAGGGGUCCCAGAAGAAGAAGAGGAAAAGAAAGGGUCUGAGAAAAUAUUUGAAGAGAUUAUAGUUGAAAACAAUCAGAUUAAUUAACAAAUCCAUCAUCUCACAGUUAGCCUUUUUUGUGUGGGGUGAGAAGGCUUAAGAUCUACUCUUCUAGCAAAUUUCAGGAAUACCAACAGUAUUAACUAUAGUCAACCGUGCUGUGCAUCAGGUCCCCAGAACUUAUUCAUCCUAAAACUGAAGGUUUAUACCGUUUGACCAGCGUCUCCCCAUUUCCCCCAGCCCCAGCCCCUGGCAACCACCAUUCUACUCUGUUUUUAUGGGCAUUCAUUCAACAGACAUUCCUUGAGCACCUGCUAUAUGGCAACUAUUCGAACUUGGAUGAUAGCCAGAUGAUACUUACUAGUGAACACCAUAGCCAAUGUCCCAGCCCUCAAAGUUACGUUCUAAUUUCAGUUGUGGCCAAUGCUUUUAGAAACAGGUUGAUGGGAGUUGGUGAGACAGUGCCUGGGAUGGGGAUAAAGUGGUCAGGAAAGACUUUUCAGAUGAUAUUUGAGCUGAAACGUGAGUGAAGAAAGGGAGCCAGUCGUGCAUGGAGCCGUGCAGAAAGAGCAUCAGGGGCAGAGGCCCUGAGGCCGGUAGCGGCUCAGCGUGGCGGGGGAGCAGAAAGGGUUGGCGCGGGCAGAACGCUGAGCUGUGGGAAUGGGAGAGGACGCCAGUGUCCCAGUGCACUGAGGGUUGGAGUCCCAUGAGUUGACUGAGCAAUGUGGAGUCCCUCGUGACCACAGGGAGGGCAGCAGGUGGUUUGAGGAUAGGGCAAGAAGGAAAGAAGGAAAGAAAACAGCUAGAGAGGGGGGUGUAGGAUCAGAAAAGGUUUGGUGGUGGCGUUUCUUUGAAGACAGAUGAAUUUUUCAUCUCUAUUGCACAGGCCUCCUGAUUUGUCUCCCCGACCUCAGUUUCUCUCCUCUCCAACACAUGUCAUUCUGCAGACCGGAACCUCUUAGUGGCUCUGCAGUACAAAGUCCUCAUGCUCGGGCACAGCCUUCAAGCUUCUGCAUUCUCUCGUUUCACUGCCUCUCCCUGGUCAUCAUCCCAUGAUUCACACACGCACACACACAUGCACACAUGCUAUGCUCCCACCAAAUCACGUGACUCAUCUUUCCCCAAACUAAGCCCUACUCUGUCACGCUUUUGUGCCUUUGCUCAGGUCUUUCUUUCUGUAGCCUGGAGUACCUCUCUCCCCUUCCCUAAAUUCCCCAAAUUCUUCUUUCAAGACUAACUUAAAUGCUACUUCCACUCUGAGGCCUUCCCUGAUGCCAUCUCAGCCUCACAAAAGUGUGUUGCAUCAAAAGCAGUUAUGUACACGUACAUCUUCCCCACGUGCUUGUACGAGCCUCCAAGGCGGGGACUUCGGUGGUUACCACUGGAUCCCCCACUGUGCAGCAUACUGUCGGCACCCGGUUGUUAUGCCAUAAGUACUCUUGAAUUGAAUUGGAAUGCAGAGAGAUUAUAUAUUGGCAAAGACAAAAUACUCCUGGAGUGAUGCCUGAAAUUAGGUAACAUUUAUUUUAUGCUGAAGAAAAUGCAUAUAGAACUAUCAUAAGCUGAUUACAAUAAAGUACAAGGUUAUUUUUUUUAUAUAGGGAUAAAUGUACUUUACCUGUAACUAGCAAGUAACAGUUAAUGUGAGAAAUUAGAAACCUAGGUGGUUUCUAAGGCUGUAACGCUCUAGGAGGGAACACUUUUUCUUUCAGAGUAUUUGUCCAUUCACUAAAUAGGUACUCGCGUUGUUUUUAGAGUACUUCUUUUACUUUGCGGUUUGAGAUUAAAAGGUUACAGUUCUGGACCUCCAAGCAAUCCAUUUGAACCCACUGCCCCCUUUUCAGGUUGUAGCAUAUCAUCACUUCAUCAGCAGAUAAUUUUAAAAAUACAUUAACAUCUGUAGCCAUGCUCUCUUAACAUGUUUGAUUUUACACCAUACCUGAAGAUGCCAUGAAAGCCUGGUGGCAAAGAGAAGAGCUGUAAGUAAAUUUGAGGUGCUUGAGUACAGAUGUUAAUUUACUAGCAAACUAUCUGCCUUCUGGGAGAGCUGAGAUUAGCAGGACAAAUCCGGUUUUUCCUAAAUAUAUAUGAUAUAAUUUGGUACACAAAAUAAUCUUUAUCUUUAGUCAAGAGAUACGCAACUAAUGUCAGCCUACUGUUGAUAUACUUUGGCUUUUAAAAUGAAUAAUUUGCUUUUU